Geodia barretti is the source of this 898-nucleotide messenger RNA. The record is from the annotation of a GenBank genome assembly. Lineage: Eukaryota; Metazoa; Porifera; Demospongiae; Tetractinellida; Geodiidae.
GCCUCCGUUACAAUCAAAGAUAACGAUGGUACAUACGUACGACAGGGAUCGUAGUUACGUAUGUAUGAUAAGCGAGACGCAUAUAUAUGUACGAAUAAUAAUCAGUACGUAUCUUAUUCUGUAUUGUGCAUAAAUCUUUCUUUCAGCUGGAGAGGUUGAGGUCGCUGCAGCUUCUGUGGGUAUCACUGAAGGUGGAGCAGCCGGCUCAGUGUGUGUGGUAUUGACGGGAACAACUGGCUCUCCUACUGAACUUGUUAAUCCUCUUGCAGUCACUGUGGCGUCUGUGCUGAAUGCCGAUGCAGGAGCUGUUGACUUUUUUCUGGGUGCGUCUGUCACCAUUCCUGCCGGAACAUCGCUUCCGACUGAUGGCUCUCAUUGUGUGGCAGUGAACGGAACGGAAGAUACCUUAUUGGAGGGAGAUGAAGCAUUUGACGCUAUGAUCAAUGGGACAGACCAAAGUGCUGUCGUUUCCGUUGGAGCAUCAGACACUGCCACCGUUACAAUCACUGAUAACGAUGCCGGGGAGGUUGAGGUCGCUGCAGCUUCUGUGGGUAUCACUGAAGGUGGAGCAGCCGGCUCAGUGUGUGUGCUAUUGACGGGAACAACUGGCUCUCCUACUGAACUUUCUAAUCCUCUUGCUGUCUCUGUGGAAUCUGUGCUGAAUGCCGAUGCAGGAGCUGGUGACUUUUCUCUGGGUGCGUCUGUCACCAUUCCUGCCGGAACAACGCUUCCGACUGAUGGCUCUCAUUGUGUGGCAGUGAGCGGAACGGAAGAUACCUUUUUGGAGGGAGAUGAAGCAUUUGACGCUAUGAUCACUGGGACAGACCAAAGUGCCGUCGUUUCUGUUGGAGCAUCAGACUCUGCCACCGUUACCAUCACUGAUAAUGAUGGUGCGUAC